AUGGAUAUUCCACAAAUUAAAUCAUACGAAGAGCAAGCUAUAGAUACUGUUGUAUCUGUUUUAAACAGGGCGAAAGAAUCUCUUGGUGUGAGGCAGACACUUAAACAACUAGCCACCAGUCGCGAUUACCUUACCCCACCAGGGAAGGUAAUUUUAACAUCCCUCCGCUGCCCUCUAGCGGUGACAAGCGAAAACCUCAUUAUAAACACGAUACAAAAGAAAUGGCAUCUCACAGACACAUUCAUGUACGUACUACAUUACAUGGGCUCUUCGAAAGAUGAGUGUUCCCAGUACUAUUAUUUUGAGGCUGUCUUCAGUCAACCAACAGCUUCUUAUCCAAUACCACAAGCGACGGCGACCGUCUACUUCAGGGUUGAAGAUAAACAUGUUGAGCCUCCAGAGGUCAAAGGAGUACCAACGAUGACAUUCAGAUUGGAAGGCCAUCGUACGGACCACGAUGUACGACAUGUACUCUUGAUACCUGAUUGGAUCCUUGCCAUCAUGCAGAUGAAGAUCAAAUUCUUCCAGAGAUUGGAGGAAAUGACACUAUUCUAA
Messenger RNA from Danaus chrysippus (African queen), 555 nucleotides. The record is from the annotation of a GenBank genome assembly. Lineage: Eukaryota; Metazoa; Arthropoda; Insecta; Lepidoptera; Nymphalidae.